AACUCGUUGAACUUGGCGCACCACGUGUGAUGGCCUUUCGUUGAAUCACUUCUUGAUCCGACUCCAGAGAGAAUCCGACCGCCGCCGCCUCCGACGGUGCACUCUGAAUUCGCAUGGCUUCGUUCUUCAAAGCAUGGUCUCGGACAAACAGCACCCCGCUCGUUAGACCGCCGUUCAACGCGCGACGUACGUGGCGACGGGUGUUUUUCGUCCUCAAGAUGGUACGGGUGCUCCAGCAGGUAGGCAAGCGGGCCGCGUCGCGCCGCGCUUUUCUUGAAAAGCAACACCAAGCCAUGUACGGCAGCGGCCACCAGCCCCGCUGCGCCACGCCUGGGUGUUCUUCGGAUUGGUAUUAUGUGCAGAAAAAUGGUCACUGUACAGCGUGCAAUGCGAACCGGCCGCGUCAUGGAGUCAUGGACUCGAGUGUGAUGGACACCAUUCGCAAGGCGUGGUCGCGCCUCACUUUCCGCAAGCCCAAGGACUCUGGACUGAGUGAUGAAGAAUACGCGAUGAUGCUCGGCGUAGAGUGGAACACUCAACAACAGCAGCACUUCCCCAACACAUUGAAGCUCAUUUACAACCUCGGCCAGUUCCCGCCGCAUGUCAACCAAAACGCCAAUCUCAACGCAGACAUGGUAGACGAACUCGUCAAGCACAGUUCCGAGUGUGCCACUUCCGAGCAGGGGCAGGUGUGCCACGUCGGCGGAUGUGCGGAAAUGCGCCGAAUCUUCCUUCACACAUCCAUCCAUCCCAAUGCCGAACCCAACUGCACCGACUGCCUCAAGACGUACCGUAUCCUGCUCAGUCACGCAGAGCGCUGCCGAGUAAUGUGCCGCGUUCCCCGGUGCAGCGGCGUCAAGACCCACCUCGAAUGUCGCGCCGCUGCCUCAAGCCCAAACGCCCCUGCACCGCAGAUGUGCUGGGUGCGCACCCCCCAAAUGUCGUGGUGGCCUGCCAUCGCUUACCCUUUGCAUUACCCUUUGCCGCAGUUGCCGCUCUACGUCGUGGAUCAAUACCAAGACGGGUACCAGAUUGUGUGCUGUCUGGGGGAUCGCCAGUUUGCGUGCCUUCCCCAAAACCAGAUCCUACCAUGGACGCAACCCGCACUUCAAUCGAGCACGGAACCUACAUGCAACCACUUGGCGUGCGAAGAUCUCCGCGGGUGCGUCGGAUAUGCCGCCACAUGCGUAUUUGCGUCGUUGGAACAGCACAAGAUGGCGAUGACCCACCAUCACACGAUGUCGUCGGUUCUUCAACAACAUCCGCAGCAGCUACCUCGAACUCGGUUGCCGUCUCUGCCGUCGUUGUUGGCUCGGCAACCACAAACGACCUCUGUCGCGAACGAAUUUGACGGCGGUUUCCUCAGUCCCGAGGUACACAUGAAGAAGCGGAAGCUGAUCCAGGCUGUGCCACCGCAGCUCCGGUCGUAGGAGCGCUUCGUUUGCUUCGAGUCAAUGCCGUCAUGUCCUGAGUUUGUAUGUCUUGUAGCAUUAUUUAGACUAAUUUCAGUAGAACCAUCAAAGAUUCACUCUACGUGGCCGCUGUU
Molecule: messenger RNA, 1546 nt
Organism: Aphanomyces invadans
Lineage: Eukaryota; Oomycota; Saprolegniomycetes; Saprolegniales; Verrucalvaceae
Exons: 1
Coding region: 114-1430 (438 amino acids)
Source: RefSeq, a predicted model, not a curated record